UACACUGCAUGCUGAGAAGGUAACCGCUCCACCAGCUCCACCGCCACAUACCGAUGGCAUUUCAGAAAAGAAAUAUCCAUGUUGGCUGCAUGUUCGGUUGGAGCCUAGUGGAUUGUCAUUGAAAGUUGCUAAGGGAUUCAUGGUGAAGGAGCAAUAUUUGAAGAAUGGCAAGUUCUCAGUCCAGGGUUCUGAUUUCCUCUACAAGGAUUAUCGUCGGGUUUUCAUCGAUGAAGUCUAUGUAGAAAAUGCCCGUCUUCCAUGUCCCGUCGUUCAAAAUGGAUACACCACUGUAGGUCAUGCUGUAGGACUUUAUGUAGCAUGGCUAAAGGACUACAUUACGCCAGUUGGAGUAGAGUUGACGCAACGCCCCAAUAACCAAAUGCAGAAGAAGCCACCUGUGAGUGGAAAAGGACAAGUAUCUGAAGAAUUACUUGGUCCUCGAACACAACCUCAAAAAAUACCAGAGAGGCCAACAGUGUAA
Cannabis sativa is the source of this 481-nucleotide messenger RNA. RefSeq lists its product as uncharacterized. NCBI's taxonomy places the organism in Eukaryota, Viridiplantae, Streptophyta, Magnoliopsida, Rosales, Cannabaceae. The transcript has 3 exons. The record is from RefSeq and is a predicted model, not a curated record. The coding region runs from base 140 to 481 and encodes 113 amino acids.